Messenger RNA from Lampris incognitus (smalleye Pacific opah), 1849 nucleotides. RefSeq names its product leucine aminopeptidase 3 (gene lap3). The record is from RefSeq and is a predicted model, not a curated record. Lineage: Eukaryota; Metazoa; Chordata; Actinopteri; Lampriformes; Lampridae. Gene Ontology annotation, cellular component: cytoplasm. Gene Ontology annotation, molecular function: metalloaminopeptidase activity; manganese ion binding. Gene Ontology annotation, biological process: proteolysis. The coding region runs from base 37 to 1578 and encodes 513 amino acids. The transcript is spliced from 13 exons.
CCGAUUUGAGCAAAAUAUUCAUGUUUACCUUUGACAAUGCUUCCUUUGAGGAGAGCCUUUUUGGCAGUGCGGGGGAGACAGUGCAGAUUAUAUUCUACCCCCAAUAACGGGAAUGCCAGAAAGGGCUUGGUGCUGGGAGUGUACGAGGAGGGCGAAGAUUGCAGUUUUCGUCUGACGGAGACAGCGGCAGGUUUUGACAAAGCUCUGUCAGGAAAACUGUCAGAUCUACUGAAAAUCUCUGGUCCAGCUCUGAAGAAAGGCAAAAAUAGAAUCUUUUAUGGACUUCACGAGGACUUCCCAUUUGUGGCAGUACUUGGUUUGGGUAAGAAAAAUGCAGGGGUGUGUGGGGCAGAGAAUUGGGACACCUGCAAGGAGAACAUCAGAGCAGCAAUGUCAGCGGGCUGCAGGUUGCUACAAGACCUGGAGGUGAACCAUGUGGAAGUGGAUAGCUGCGAUGAUGCCCAGUCAGCAGCAGAAGGUGCCAUUCUGGGUUUAUUUCAGUAUGACCAGCUCAAAUCCAAGAAGAAGACCAAAGUAAUCACACAGCUGUGUGGAAGUGGUGACAUGGCAGGAUGGGAGAAAGGAAUAUUGUACGGAGAGGGCCAGAAUCUGGCCCGCCUACUCAUGGAAGCACCAGCAAAUCAUAUCACUCCCACCGUGUUUGCAGACACCAUCGAGGAGAAGCUAGCACUUUAUGCUGAACAUGUAGCAGUUCACAAAAGGCCUCAGGCUUGGAUAGAAGAACAACAGAUGGGGGCAUUCCUAAGUGUUUCCAAAGGGUCAGAGGAGCCCCCUGUCUUCCUGGAACUGCAUUACAAUGGUUGCCCUGACAACACUCAGGCCCCACUGCUAUUGGUUGGCAAGGGUAUCACCUUUGACAGUGGUGGUAUAUCUCUUAAACCAUCCUCUGGUAUGGAUGCUAUGAGAGCUGAUAUGGGUGGUGCUGCCACUGUGUGCGCAUCCAUUGUCACAGCAGCAGCCCUUAAACUGCCAAUCAACAUUGUUGGUCUGGCACCUCUGUGUGAGAACAUGCCUAGUGGAAAAGCCAAUAAACCAGGUGAUGUUGUUAAGGCCAAGAAUGGAAAAACAAUACAGGUUGAUAACACAGAUGCAGAGGGUAGGCUGAUCCUAGCUGAUGCGCUCUGUUAUGCACAUACCUUCAACCCCAGAGCCAUUGUCAAUAUAGCUACACUAACAGGGGCUAUGGAUGUUGCUCUUGGCUCGGCAGCAACUGGAGUCUUCACAAACUCUGAUUGGCUUUGGGAGCAGCUGCAUAAGGCCAGUGUAGUGACAGGUGACAGAGUGUGGCGAAUGCCCCUGUAUCAGCACUACACCAGACAAGUGACUGACAGCCAGCUGGCUGACCUCAACAACAUCGGCAAGUACAGCCGCUCUGGUGGUGCCUGCACAGCAGCUGCAUUCCUAAGGGAGUUUGUUACAGCUACUCAUUGGGCCCAUCUGGAUAUUGCUGGGGUGAUGAGUAACAAGGACGAAGUUCCCUACCUGAGAAAAGGCAUGUCCGGAAGGCCUACACGCACGCUGGUAGAGUUUGCCUCAAGACUAGCCAGCAAGACCUAAGAGACACAAAUUCAGAUGGAAACAGGUGACCCACUUGGCAAGAAAACUCCCCUCCUCCUAGAUGUGAAGUAAAGAGGGUCAGGACACAAGAGUGAUUUUUUCAUGGAGGAAGAGCUCGACCGACCAAGGUCCCAGGGCCAUGUACAACUCUGGGACAAUGUAUCCCCUGAGCUGAACAUAAUUUUACCAUUCUUCGGAAUAAAAAGUAGACAUUAUCGAUUGUGUUUAUUUUUUCAAUAGGACUUGAAUAUGUUCAUCUUAUAGAUACAGU